This is a messenger RNA of Xiphophorus maculatus (southern platyfish), 3286 nucleotides long. RefSeq names its product required for meiotic nuclear division 5 homolog B (gene rmnd5b). The record is from RefSeq and is a predicted model, not a curated record. The coding region runs from base 122 to 1300 and encodes 392 amino acids. The transcript is spliced from 10 exons. Gene Ontology annotation, cellular component: cytoplasm; nucleus; GID complex. Gene Ontology annotation, molecular function: protein binding; ubiquitin protein ligase activity. Lineage: Eukaryota; Metazoa; Chordata; Actinopteri; Cyprinodontiformes; Poeciliidae. Gene Ontology annotation, biological process: proteasome-mediated ubiquitin-dependent protein catabolic process.
CGACGCAGGAAGUUCCGCAUUACGACUGCGGAUGAAGAUAACAGGCAAGUGGCUAAGGCUAAUGUUGGCUAACUAAUUAGCAGGAUAGGUCUUUGCCAUCGUGUGUGUUCCAGCCUCAACCAUGGAGCAGUGUGCAUGUGUGGAGCGGGAGCUGGAGAAAGUGCUCCACCGCUUCGUAAUGUACGGCCACCAGUCUGAGGAGAGGCUAGAUGAACUUCUACGCAGUGUCUGUGAGAUACGUGCACAACUAGUUGCUUUUGCAGGAGUACAAGAUGCAGACCUAUCAGUCCUAUCCCAGAAUAUGGCCCAGUGUUGUAAGAAUAUUAAAGAAACAGUGCAGAUGCUGGCAUCUCGACAUAAAGACAUUCACGGCAGCGUGUCAAAAGUUGGCAAAGCCAUCGACAGGAAUUUUGAUGCAGAGAUCAGUGCUGUGGUGGCAGAGACAGUGUGGGAUACUCCAGAAAGACAGAAAUACCUUAGUGAGUCCAUUGUGGAACACUUGUACCGACAAGGGAUGCUCAGUGUGGCAGAGGAUCUUUGUCAGGAGUCCGGUGUAGUUAUUGACAUGAGUAUGAAGCAGCCUUUCCUGGAACUAAACAGGAUCCUUGAAGCUCUGAGGAUGCAGGACCUCAGGCCGGCAUUAGAGUGGGCCGUCUCAAAUCGCCAGCGUCUUCUUGAACUGAACAGCAGUUUAGAGUUCAAGUUGCACCGUUUGUACUUCAUAAGUUUGCUCAGUGGAGGAAUAGGCAACCAGAUGGAUGCCCUGCAGUACGCCAGGCACUUCCAGCCAUUCGCAUCCCACCACCAGAGAGAUAUUCAGAUCUUGAUGGGCAGCCUGGUCUAUCUACGUCAUGGCAUUGAAAACUCCCCGUAUCGCAGCCUGUUGGAGACAAAUCAGUGGGCUGAGAUCUGUAACAUCUUUACCAGGGAUGCCUGUGCUCUACUGGGGCUCUCUGUAGAGUCUCCACUAAGUGUUAGUUUUGCGUCAGGAUGCAUGGCCUUACCGGUGCUGAUGAACAUCAAACAGGUGAUCGAACAGAGACAAUGCAGCGGAGUGUGGACGCACAAAGAUGAGCUCCCUAUUGAAAUUGACCUGGGCAAGAAGUGCUGGUACCACUCUGUGUUCGCCUGCCCCAUUCUUCGGCAGCAGACCUCAGAGAGCAAUCCCCCCAUGAAGCUCAUCUGUGGCCAUGUCAUCUCCAGAGAUGCACUCAACAAACUCACCAAUGCUGGGAAGUUGAAAUGCCCUUACUGCCCCAUGGAGCAGAACCCGUCACAUGCCAAGCAGAUCUACUUUUGAUACCAUACACUCUCCUCGUCAAGGAUGAAGUUACCUGGAGCUCUCUGAAUGUCCAGGACCCUUUGCUCUGGCCCCUGUCCUCUAUCCCUGGCCUCUUGGCCUGUUUAUUGUAAAAGCAUUAAGGUUUUAUCCCAGUGCUCCUCCGGACGGCCUCGGCAGUCCUGUAACCCACCUCGGACCCUCCAACUUUGCAUAGCAUUCAAGUCCUGCACGGUUGGUUGAACGAAAGCUUGUAGUAGAGUGAAGAGUCGAUCAGGUUGUCUUUGUGAAGAAGCGCCUCCGAAAAGAUCAUAGAAAUUCAUUUACAAAUGCCUGCAGAGUAAUAGGCUUAUCAUAUGUAUUACUUUCUAUUGUUUAGUUUUUUUUUGUUGUUGUUGCUUUUUUGACUUUUGGGUUGAACGAGUUGAUUUUUUUUUUCUUUUUAUUUGAAAGCAGAGGGAUAAUUAUAAAUGGGUUUAGUGUUUGAAGUAAAUGGAGUAGGUAGGCAGAGUCUGCUUUCAGGACGGUGAUAAGCUUGUAUUACUUUUGAGAUAACCCACAGAGUAGCAAACUCCACUGAAUGCUGAUAACAUCCUGGUUAAGGGGGAGUAAACAUGUGGUGAUCUCCCUUUAAUUGAACUCUUGAUUGUGGCUCCUCCAUGUUGUACUAAAGGCCUGAAAGCCACUGCUGGUUGAUGAGUAAAACGAUAAAUUCCUCAGCGGUUGGAACAGCUCUCUUUCUUUCUUUCUUUCUUUCUUUCUUUCUUUCUUUCUUUCUUUCUUUCUUUCUUUCUUUCUUUCUUUCUUUCUUUCUUUCUUUCUUUCUUUCUUUCUUUCUUUCUUUCUUUCUUUCUUUCUUUCUUUCUUUCUUUCUUUCUUUCUUUCUCUUGUUCUGCUUUUGUUUCCUUCUGUGACUGACUGCACCAGCAAGAUUUUCCUCAUUCUAGAAGCCAUUUGUCUUGUUCUGUGUGUGUAUUUAACAAAAGUGACAAAAAGCAAACAAAAAUAUACAGUGUACUACUGUGAAAUGUGUUCUGUUCCUAUUUUCCUUCACCACCACCUGAUAUAUAGUCAUUACCUUGCACAGCAACACACUUAAUCAGCACUAUUGCGUAACUAAGAUAAUAGUGACUCAAAAGCCUACUCCACUCGUGCCAUCGCUUCAGUCUGUGUAUACUAAGCUAGCACGCCAUGUGAUUUGGAGAUGUAAAUUGGUGUGAUGGUAGCCUUAUAGUAUGACUUGCAGUGACUGUGGGCUUGUGAAGUUUUACUUGUGGUGGGUGGGUAAGUCUUCUGGUCAUUGUGGCAGUUGUUUCAUAUAUAAAUAUAUAUACUCAAGAAUGCCUCUGUUUGAGUCAGGAAAGUUACAGUAAGAUCUUCACAGUUCCUCAGGGUUCAUGUUAGUAACUCAUACCACACUUUACAUUUAGUAUUUUUUUUUUUUUUAAAGUGCAUUUAUGUAAGGAGUCAUAUGUUACAUUUUACACAGUUGAAGCUAAUGGUUGGCUGUGGGAGUUCCUGGGGUUUGUACACGCCGUGUUUCAUGCGUCAGGUUGAACUUGGAGGAGGUGUGAAGGCAGCUGGAUGUACAGCACAGUUUGUGCAGAGCUGACGCAGGUUCCCGGCGUCCUCCCGGACAUGUAUGGUGAUGUCACCUCACGUUCCCGUGAGGCAAGUUUCUUCAGCAAACUAAUGCACCAGCAUCGCUUCUCCCCCAAACCCCCCACACCGAUGGCGCACUGUUAAUCUCCGUUUCAAAACCGACUUUAUAUUCUGUUUUUAUUUUAUUCCCUCACUUGGUUGACAAUCAUUCACCACUUCUCUCAGUCUCCCUCCGGAUAGAAUGCGAGCGUGUUGUAUACUCCUUAUCCUCUAAUUUUUGCUAAAUGUUUUGCAUUUCCUGCUUUUGUGUGUUAUGCAACUUUUACUGUACAUAUUUAUCCGCUAACAUGUUUCAUAUAUUUGCAUCUGAUAUUCAAAAAUAAAAAAAAAACCCAAUAUACUCUA